Molecule: messenger RNA, 363 nt
Organism: Prunus armeniaca (apricot)
Lineage: Eukaryota; Viridiplantae; Streptophyta; Magnoliopsida; Rosales; Rosaceae
Source: the annotation of a GenBank genome assembly
AUGCUGCUGCUUAAAUUCCCAACACACUCAGGAGUCGGUCAGGUUCGGGGGGACCAAUUGAGCGCACGGGUAUGCUACAUGUCAUCCACAACAGAAUCAGCAAUCCAGGCGUCAAGGCAAAGGCCGCCUGAAGCACUGGCCGUUACCCGCCCAAGCAUGCCGAAUGGCAAAGGAGGGACUAAACGCCCCGAUGACCCCCGGAACGACAACGUCACGCUGCAAGCUCAACCUGCCGAAGAGCUCGAGACGAUCUCCAUCUCCAACACACAAGAUCGGCAGGUCCGAAUCGGCACUUCCCUCAGUCCGUCUCUCCGAACCGACUUCAUUACCUUUCUAAGGGCUAAUUCGGAAGUUUUCGCCUGA